CCAAUCACAUGCGGCCACAGUGUGUUUGGAAACAACACCCAAAAUACUUGACGGCUUAUGAGGGACGACAAGAAACUUCGUGAAUCGGAAACCUCUUCCGUGUAUAGAGAAAGGUUGUACAGCUGAUCGAGUCUUCAGAGCGUUGAAUGUUUUUGUAGCUUUCUUUCGUUUUGGUUAAGAAGUAAAGAUGGAACAUUCUGGAGUCUCGGAUAAAGAGACAAUCGCGCUGGUUAUUAAAUCGCCUAACCAGUUCCACGACGAUCAACUGAUCGACGGAGUGCGCACGGACUGGACGGUGAAGGAUCUCAAAUGUCAUCUCUCCAAAGUUUAUCCCAACAAUCCGGCUGAAAAAGACCAAAGGCUCAUUUACUCGGGCAAGCUGCUUUUGGAUGGCCUGCUAAUAAGAGAUGUUUUCUCCAAGGUAGCUUCAGAUACCAAACCCACUCUUCACCUGGUGUGCGCUUUCAGACCCCAACCUGCUACACAACCCGGAGCAAGACCCAAAGUGACAUCGACACAGCAGUCUUCUCCAUUAACUGAUAGCCAAAGCACAGAGUCUGUUUCUCCAAGAUCACCCGUAUCUUCUGUUCCCUUUAUGGAUGGGCUUAGACAGAGAGGUCACGCAGUUUCGGCAACACCUGAUGGCACUGGAGCAAGCACAUCCAUGCCUGUAACGGCAGGCAUAAACCACCCAGCCUUCCCCACCUACUCGCUCUACAGUCCACAACAGCUUCUGUGGCUACAGCAGAUGUAUGCCCGUCAGUACUACAUGCAAUAUCACGCUGCCAUGGCAGCCGCCACUUCAGCUCCAAUGGCCGCCCCUGUCACCGCGUCUUCACUUCCUGUUGCCCCUCAUCAAGCUGCUUUAGCCAAUCAGGGCCCCAUCAAUGAUCUGCCAGCCAAUCAGAAUGCCCCAGGCCCUGCCUUCAUUAACCCAGAUGGUGCCAAUCAGAAUCUUCGUAUGAAUGCUCAGGGUGGACCGGUGAUGGAAGAUGAGGAGGACAUGAACCGCGAUUGGCUGGAUUGGGUGUACACAGCGUCCCGACUGGCUGUCUUCCUAAGCAUUUUAUAUUUCUACUCCAGUUUGAGCCGCUUCAUCCUGGUGAUGAGCAGCCUUCUGAUUAUGUACCUGCACACAGCAGGCUGGUUUCCUUUUAGACAAAGACCUCAAGCAAGACCUCAUAACCAGCCAGCACCAGAGGUCAUUCAAAACCAACAAAACCAGAAUGAGGACAGACAGCCAGAACCAGUGCAGCCCCCUGCUGGAGUGGAGGGCGCAGAUGCAGCUCCUGAGGAAAUUGCUCAACCCGCCAUGACAGCAGUGCCAGUUUCCCCUGUUAGACCACCCGUCCUGUGGACUGCCUGGGUUUUCUUUAAAGCCUUUUUUGCUUCUCUGAUACCGGAGAUUCCACAAGGUGUGGCAAACUGAUGAAGUUCUAGAGCGAGAGAGACUUAAAGAAACAGGAGUCAAAAUAAGACUAUAAAGCCCAUGGCUUGACCAUUUGGAUUUUAUUAAUAAAGACUGUAAGUCCUCAAUUGUUUUCGCUCAGUUAAAAGGAGCACUUUCCAGUCAUUUGGCUUUAUGACCAACGCACCUGAGCCAUAUCGCUUCAUUUUUCAGAGUGGUUGCACUUUCUGUACAAAGACUUUUUGAGACAUGGAGAUAUUUCUGGACAGUUUUUGCAAGCACUUUAGAUCCUCAUUAACUGACAUCAAUGAUAUCAGUGUCUUGAUCUUAUCUUUUUCAAGGAUCCUAUCACCAGGGCCUCAUUUGCUUAAAGUGCUUUACGAUGAGUGAUCCAAGGAUUAAACUCAUGGGCUUAUAUAAUGAAGGCCCAAGUAUAAUGGACAAUGAAGACCAUACAUUGAUGGAUGUUGUUAGGGGGAGAACUGUUGUGACACUCUAUUUCUGUUUCUGCAAAGAAAAAAUGCUUAGCUAUAUAUAAAUUGUAAAUUGAGUAAUGUUAAUAUUUACAAAGAAGGUUGGGUAUAUGUAAGUAUUAUAAAGAGCAGACGAAUUUGCAAUUAAAUGAAUGCAAAAGAUUUGCUUAAUCUUGGAAUAAAGCAAAACCAGGCAAAUUUUUCUUUUAAUUCUCUGUCUGUACAUAAAUAGGAGAGAAACCGAAAAAUAACUAGAAUGAGAGACAAAACGCAAUUUUUAAUCAACAUUGUAGCAUUGCUAUCAUUUCAUUGUAUGUACUGUAUAAAAUAAGCUUUGUUAUUAUUAACAUAAACCUCUCUUUGUACACGAAAAUAAAAUAAUAAAUGAUUUGUUUAUUUCA
Misgurnus anguillicaudatus (oriental weatherfish) is the source of this 2282-nucleotide messenger RNA. RefSeq names its product homocysteine-inducible, endoplasmic reticulum stress-inducible, ubiquitin-like domain member 1 (gene herpud1). NCBI's taxonomy places the organism in Eukaryota, Metazoa, Chordata, Actinopteri, Cypriniformes, Cobitidae. Gene Ontology annotation, biological process: endoplasmic reticulum calcium ion homeostasis; ubiquitin-dependent protein catabolic process; regulation of ERAD pathway. Gene Ontology annotation, cellular component: endoplasmic reticulum membrane. The record is from RefSeq and is a predicted model, not a curated record. Gene Ontology annotation, molecular function: transmembrane transporter binding.